AUGGAUAGUAGGAGCUACUUGAAAUCUUAUGGCUGGGUUGAAGGGGAAGCUCUGAGGGCAGGUGGCUUAAAACGACCCAUAUUGGUCAAGCACAAGGCGGAUAAAAAAGGUUUAGGUUCAGCUCCGGGCGGAGACGAUGGAGACAUGUGGUGGGAAACGUUAUUUGAUGGUCACUUGAAAAACCUGGAAAUAGGCAAAGCUAGUGACGGUAACAUCAACUUCAAGAAGAAUAUUGCUAACAGCACGACGGUAAUCAAGGACAAAUCGCCUUUAUAUAAUAUGUUUGUGAAAGGUGAAGUUCUGAAGGGUACUAUCGAUACAAAUGGUAAGAGCAGUGAAGUAAGGACAGUAAGGACGACGGAUGGAAGCAAACGUCGUCGAGACUCGGAAGAGGAGAGUAGUCUGAUAACAUCUAAAAAACGUCAUUUAAGCGAUGAGGUGCCGAAAGGUAAGGAAAAGACGGUGAAGAAGGUGAAGAAAGAUAAAAAGGACAAGAAUGAUAAAAAAGACAAGAAGGUCAAGAAGGUCCAGAAGGUCAAGAAAGACAAGAAAGAGAAGAAAGAGAAGAAAGCCAAGAAAGAGAAGAAAGACAAGAAAGACAAGAAAGCCAAGAAAGACAAGAAAGAGAAGAGAGACAAGAAAGACAACGGAAAACUUAAUUCUUAA
Lachancea dasiensis is the source of this 666-nucleotide messenger RNA. The record is from the annotation of a GenBank genome assembly. NCBI's taxonomy places the organism in Eukaryota, Fungi, Ascomycota, Saccharomycetes, Saccharomycetales, Saccharomycetaceae.